Trichosurus vulpecula (common brushtail) is the source of this 761-nucleotide messenger RNA. RefSeq names its product ribose-5-phosphate isomerase-like. Gene Ontology annotation, biological process: pentose-phosphate shunt, non-oxidative branch; D-ribose metabolic process. The record is from RefSeq and is a predicted model, not a curated record. Gene Ontology annotation, cellular component: intracellular membrane-bounded organelle. Gene Ontology annotation, molecular function: ribose-5-phosphate isomerase activity. Lineage: Eukaryota; Metazoa; Chordata; Mammalia; Diprotodontia; Phalangeridae.
UCGCGCUCGCUCCCGCGCCCCCGCUCCCCACCGUAUCCGCUGCCCGGACCAUGUCCAAGACCGAGGAAGCCAAGCGUCUGGCCGGCCGCACGGCCGUAGAGAACCACGUGAAGAAUAAUCAAGUGCUGGGGAUCGGCAGCGGUUCUACCAUCAUCCACGCUGUACAGAGGAUAGCUGAAAGAGUAAAACAAGAAAACCUGAACGUUGUCUGUAUUCCUACAUCCUUUCAGGCCCGGCAGCUAAUUCUUCAGAAUGGCUUACCACUAAGUGACCUGGACCGCCACCCAGAGCUGCUUGCUAUCGAUGGUGCUGAUGAAGUAGAUGCUGACCUCAACCUCAUCAAAGGUGGCGGAGGCUGUCUGACUCAGGAGAAGAUUGUAGCCGGCUACGCCAAAUGUUUUAUUGUUAUUGCCGAUUACAGGAAGGAUUCAAAGAACCUUGGCGACCACUGGGUGAAAGGAAUUCCCAUUGAAGUCAUCCCAAUGGCAUAUGUCCCUGUGACCAGGGCCCUAUCCCGGAUGUUUGGCGGAGUGGCUGAGCUGCGGAUGGCUGAGCGCAAGGCUGGCCCUGUGGUAACGGAUAAUGGAAACUUUCUGUUGGAUUGGAAGUUUGACCGGGUGCAUAAAUGGAGUGAAGUGAACACGGCCAUCAAAAUGAUACCAGGAGUUGUGGACACGGGUCUCUUUAUCAACAUGGCUGAAAAAGUCUACUUUGGCAUGGAGGAUGGCUCCGUCACCGUGAGGGAGAGGCCAUCUCACUGA